Molecule: messenger RNA, 375 nt
Organism: Chaetomium globosum CBS 148.51
Lineage: Eukaryota; Fungi; Ascomycota; Sordariomycetes; Sordariales; Chaetomiaceae
Exons: 2
Coding region: 1-375 (124 amino acids)
Biological process (GO): protein phosphorylation
Molecular function (GO): ATP binding; protein kinase activity
Source: RefSeq, a predicted model, not a curated record
AUGGGGCAUCGUCCCCAGCCAGAGAUGAAGUAUGGGACCAUUCGAGCCGAAAUAGGCCACGGAGCAUCCGGAGUGGUUCGGAUGGAAGUACUCCGGACAGAGAUAUCCCAAGAACCACGGCUCCGGGCAGUAAAGCAGAUGAGCAAGCGUCAGUCGAAUGAUGGCUCAAAAUGGACGUAUAGGGACGAACUGGCCGCAAUCGUCAAGUUUUCGCAACCCCAAUUUGAUCCUCAUUUUGUCAGCAUCUUCGGGUGGUUUGACAACGAAUCUUCGAUAUUCAUCGCGAUGGAGUAUUUGCCUUCUGGUGACCUCGAGCGUUUCAGGGGCACUUCAGGCCCCUUCCCAGAACUGGAUACGAGUUAUAUCGUCAAGUAA